This is a messenger RNA of Emericellopsis cladophorae, 1977 nucleotides long. Its product is annotated as Transcription initiation factor IIF subunit alpha-like protein. The record is from RefSeq and is a predicted model, not a curated record. Gene Ontology annotation, molecular function: TFIIF-class transcription factor complex binding; RNA polymerase II general transcription initiation factor activity; DNA binding. Gene Ontology annotation, cellular component: nucleus; transcription factor TFIIF complex. Bases 1 to 1977 code for a protein of 658 amino acids. NCBI's taxonomy places the organism in Eukaryota, Fungi, Ascomycota, Sordariomycetes, Hypocreales, Bionectriaceae. Gene Ontology annotation, biological process: transcription initiation at RNA polymerase II promoter; positive regulation of transcription elongation by RNA polymerase II. The transcript is spliced from 2 exons.
AUGAGCGCACCUCAACCUUCUCCGCCUCCGGGUGGCCGACCGAACGGCGCCCCUCGCCCAGCUGCCAAUCCUCUUCGACCAAACCGUCCAAAGCCGAAGCCCUCUAGCAUCUUCGCGCCCAAGUUGAACGCCAAAUCCCAUCGACCGGGAACUGUCAACGAACGCGUGUCGACAAAGUCCACGUCCCUGCAGCAAGGACGUCGGGAGACCAACGGCUGGUCUGAGCCAGCUCCACAAGACGUGCGGGAAUUCCCAAUCUUCACGACGAAAAAGGCUCUAUUAGACGGCGUUCGCAUGCACUUGAUGAGGAUGCAUGUCGACUCGCAGGCUUCUGCCGUCGACCCGACCGAUCAGGCGCAAUUCGCACGCCCAGUGACUCUGCACCGCCGCGAUCCUAGACAACCUGCGGCUGCGCGUACGGUCAAGACUGAGGAGCCCGUACGUGAGCCAGUCGACCAGGCGGAGAUUGAGGCGCAAGAACAGCUCAAGGCGGAGAGGGAGGCGCAAAAGGCCAUUGAUCAAGCCAAAAUCGCACCGGUGGUCCGUGAGCCUACUAAGCCUCGGAAGAAGGUGAAGGAGGAGAAAACUCAGAUCUUCCGCACGCACAAGUCGGAGGCAGCCAAGAAGGAAGCCGAACUGAGAUAUGAGGAAGCUCUGCCAUGGCAUCUGGAAGAUGCAGAUGGCACGAAUGUCUGGGUGGGCCAGUACGUCUCUGCUCUUGCACACACUCACGUUUCCUUCCAUGUCGAAGGACAUGCCAUGCGAAUGCUGCCGGUGGAGAAAUUCUACAAAUUCGUGUCCAAACCCAAUCAUAAAACAUUCAGCAUUGAAGAAGUUGAACAGCUAUUGGACAAAAAGAAGAUGAUGCCAAAUCGAUGGAUCAUGAUGGGUGCUGGACAGAGACAGGAGGAACAGGACAAGAAGGAGACGCGAGACCUGCUGGGCGGCGGGCGUCGUAUGAUCAAGACAGAGAGCAGCACAUUCCGAGCAGCGUCCCGAGCUGAGAAGAUGGAGCAUGACGAUCUAGACGUCUCCGGGGAUGAGUUCCAGGAUGAUGACGAGACUACUACAUUUGAACGCAACAAUAACGACGAAGAUGAGAAAGAAGCCAAGGAACGUAUCCGUCGCGAUCAGCUCGGCGCCAUCGCCUUUGGUGAAGCGGAUGAGCGCGAAAUGCAGAAGGAGCUGAAAGAGCUUGAGGCGGAAGCAAAGCAACUCAAGGAGUUUGGCAAGUCCACCAAGAAGGCUUUGAUUAAGCGGGACCAGAACCGCAUCUAUGCAAGCGACGACUCUGAGGAGAAUCCGUGGGGCAGCAGCGAGGAGUCGAGCUCAUCAGAAGACGAGGAAGACGACAAAGUGAAGAAGGAGGAUGAUGCCGAAAAAGACAAAUCGGGCAGCAGAAAAACAAGCCCCGGAAAGGCCAAGCCCGCAGAUGCCGGCAAACUUAAGAAGUCGCAGCGAGCAGGUUCCCCAGCAAUGUCGGAGUCCAGCGGAAACGAGUCUACACGGAACAAGAAGCUCAAGGCUGUUGCUAGCUCGGGCAAAAAUCUGAACAGUCGUGCCAGCACUCCUUCUCUUCAGCAGAAGGCUGCCAAACGGAAGGCCCAACCCGGAGCUGGCUCUGGAAGUGACGGAGAGGCUACAGCCGGUGAAAUGUCAGACGGUGCGGGGCCUAAGAAGAAGCUCAAGCUCAAGCCUGGCGUUAGCAGCCGAAUGGGAACUCCCACUGCGUCCCGUGCUGGGAGCCCCAGUCCGCCACGCGCUGGCUCCCCUAGUUCUGGCCCCAUCACGCCGGCUGAGAUUUUGGCGCUCAUCCCCGACCAAGGUAUCCUGAUCGGCGAGCUCAUUCAGCCAUUCAAGAACCGGCUCGGUGAAGGUCCCGGUCAGAUGCCUAGAAGCGAAUGGCUUAACAUGGUGAAGACGGUUUGCCGCUACGUCGACGGGCCGGAUGGCAAAAAGCGCCUUCACAAGAAAUGA